AUGGCAUCUGUUUCUACAACUUUAGCAGUAAUAGGAAUGGUUUUAAUUUCUCCUGCUGUAAUACCAGCACUGGCUUUGGGGGUGAUGUUUUACAGUUUUUUCAACUCAGAACUGCCACCUGGAAUUGACCAACCCCUAAAGCUUCGUUUUUUCCAUUCAUGGAUGAUUACCUUCAUGAUAUGGGGAAAGAUUUUGGACAAGCUAGGGAUCUGCAGUGAUUUAAGCCUGCUGCGCCUUGUGCUAGAUGGAAUACCUACCUGGAGAGAUUCACAACUUCUUAUCAAAGAUCUCAAAGUAGAUGAGGUACCGUUGAGAAUUUAUCAGCCUAAAUGGCCACCUACCGGCAGAAGAAAAGGAAUUCUGUAUUUUCAUGGAGGCGCUGGCACAUUGGGGAGCAUUAGAGCCUUUGAAAGAAUAUGCCGACAUAUUUCCAAAAAAUGCAACUCAGUGGUUGUGUCUGUUGGUUAUCGUCUGGCUCCUGAACACCCCUACCCAGGGCAAUACUUUGAUUGUCUGAAUGCCACCUUAUACUUUAUGAGGAAUUUAGAAGAGUAUCAUGUGGAUCCUGGUCUCAUCAUCAUUGGUGGUGACAGUUGUGGAGCUAAUUUUGCAACGGUUAUUUGCCAAAUCCUGCUGAAUAGAAGAGAUCUCCCAAAAGUACGUGCUCAGGUCUUACUUUACCCAGGACUACAGGGCCUAGAUUUUCAGUUGCCUUCCUAUCAGCAGAAUGCUUUAGUCCCCAUAUUGGUUCAGAAGCUAGUUGUCUACUUCUGUUGUCGUUACCUCAACAAAGACCCAUCGAUUGUGGAAGAUAUCAUACAAAACUGCCACGUUCCUGAGAACAUGAAGUGGAAGUAUAAAAAGUGGAUAAGUGCUGACAUAAUUCCUGACGAAUUUAAGAUCAGAGGCUACGUACCACAGAAAUCCAUUUGCUAUAAACCUGAAGUCCAUGAAGCAAUCAAAGAAAUUCUAACAGAAACAUUUUCCCCACUCACAGUUGAAGACUCCAUCAUUGGCCAGCUGCCUGAAUCCUACAUUGUGACUUGUGAGUUUGAUGUGCUCAGGGAUGAUGGCCUGUUAUACAAGAAGCGAUUAGAAGACAAUGGUGUUCAAGUAACCUGGUAUCAUUCUGAGAGUGGUUUCCAUGGAAUUUUAGCCCUUUUUGGCUAUGGGAUUUUUUCCUUUAGAUCUGCAAAAAAGAUAAUGGAUAACACUGUGAAAUAUAUAAACAGUUUAUAA
Messenger RNA from Chaetura pelagica (chimney swift), 1239 nucleotides. RefSeq names its product arylacetamide deacetylase-like 3. Gene Ontology annotation, molecular function: carboxylic ester hydrolase activity. The transcript is spliced from 5 exons. The coding region runs from base 1 to 1239 and encodes 412 amino acids. Gene Ontology annotation, cellular component: membrane. NCBI's taxonomy places the organism in Eukaryota, Metazoa, Chordata, Aves, Apodiformes, Apodidae. The record is from RefSeq and is a predicted model, not a curated record.